This is a messenger RNA of Drosophila arizonae, 610 nucleotides long. RefSeq names its product iron-sulfur cluster assembly 2 homolog, mitochondrial. Gene Ontology annotation, biological process: iron-sulfur cluster assembly. The record is from RefSeq and is a predicted model, not a curated record. Lineage: Eukaryota; Metazoa; Arthropoda; Insecta; Diptera; Drosophilidae. Gene Ontology annotation, molecular function: 2 iron, 2 sulfur cluster binding; 4 iron, 4 sulfur cluster binding; iron ion binding. Gene Ontology annotation, cellular component: mitochondrion.
UUGUCACUUUUGUUUUGGUUACGAGAUUGUAGACAUUUAAGUUGCUUGAUAUUUGGGAAUCGCAUUACUAAAAUGGCUUUCAUGUUGCGUCAGGUAUCGAAACCUGUUCUGCUAAGAACUCUACUCAAUGGGAGUCCAACUUCAAUGCGCCUAGCCGCUAAAGAUGUAACUGCAAGCGCUCCAGCAACAAAUACAACUCCACAACAACAGUUGUUGGUGAGCGAAAAUUGCUUGAAACGUUUGCGCGAGAUCUGUACCGAUGGCAGCUUUUUGCGCAUCACAGUUGAGGGCGGAGGCUGCUCUGGAUUUCAGUACAAAUUUGAUUUGGACAGCAAGCUAAACGAAGAUGAUUUACAGUUUGGCGAGGACAAAGCUAAAGUGGUAAUUGACACAGUGUCCCUGGACUAUUGUACAGGCGCUACCGUUGAUUAUCAUAGCGAGCUAAUUCGAGCUGGAUUUAGGAUGAUUGCCAAUCCGCUCGCAGAACAAGGCUGCUCAUGUGGUUCAUCCUUCUCGAUUAAAUUGUAGUUAAUAGUUAAAUAAUGUACAUUGAUUGUUAAACUUUAGUGAAAUAUUUAAACACACAGAUAUAAAUUUAUUUAAUCAGCUA